UUAUUUCAAUAUUUUUGAUAAAACUGCUCAUAACCUCAAAUUACUCGAGUCAAAAUUGGUGAAAAACAAUGGGGUUGAGCAAGUUUAUUUCCUUCCACUUAGUAGGAAAACACAUAAAACCGCUCUUACACCGGCCAUUUAGUAAAACUACCAAAAAACCUCCCUGGAAAGUAUUAUUUUUCGGUGCCGACGAUUUUUCGCUCUUUAGUUUAAAAAAGUUAAAUGAAGAAUACAGAAAAAAAGCAUUAUUAAGCCGACUUGAAGUUGUAACGACUGUAAAAGGCAAAGCAAAUGCAGUAAAAUUAUACGCAGACAAGGAAAAUCUGCAGUUACAUAAGUGGCCCCCUUGUAUUGGUUUUGGGGAGUUUGAUGUCGGCAUUGUUGUGUCAUUUGGGCAUUUAAUACCAAAGGCUAUUAUCGACCAAUUUCCUUUAGGAAUGUUGAACGUCCACGCAAGUAUUCUGCCACGCUGGAGGGGCGCAGCCCCAAUCAUUUACGCUCUAGCAAACGGCGAUACCGAAACUGGAGUCACUAUAAUGACAAUAAGUCCAGAAAAAUUCGAUAUUGGGAAAAUAGUGCUUCAAGAAUCUGUGCCAAUUCACCCCGAAAUGACACAAAGUAAACUGUUUGCCACUUUAGGGAAGCUGGGAGCUGCACAAUUAAUUAAAACUCUAGCGGAUUUAUCUUCCAAUUUAAACAACGCAAAACCGCAGCCCACAGAAGGAAUUACCUAUGCCCCAAAAGUGAAGCCCACUUUUGCUUCCAUUAAGUGGGAUCAAAUGACGGCUGAGCAAAUCUAUAAUUUGGGAAGGGCCCUGGAAGGUAUUUUUCCGAUACAAACGACGUGGAAAGGGAUGCCAGUUAAAUUAAUCGGUAUAAAAAAGGGCGAUUAUUUAAACAGUGAUAAAAGCAUAAAACCGGGAUAUGUCGGGUAUGACAAGGAGAAAAACGCUUUAAAGGUGUUAUGCUCUGAUUUUCGGUUCAUUGUAGUAGAAAAAGUUGGAGUGGUAGGCAAAAAAUUGAUGUCUUCCCAAGACUUCAAUAAUGGUUAUGUUAAAAAAGAACCUCCUGAUUGUAGAUACUUUACAUAAUAUAGUAAAUUAAAAUAAAAUGUUUUUUAUAUGUUACUAUUCAAGCUGCGAUCGAACCGCUGUAGAGAAAUAAACGACCGCUAAAAUAGCCGGUCGUUUUAUACGAUUUAAAAAAGAAACAAAUAUAAGUUAAUAUGUUGCAAGGAGUUGGUUUUUUGAGGGGGGAAUCAAAGAACAAAAUCGUUCAAGUACAUUUAUGGUUCAACAAAUAAUACUUAAUACACCCUUGGAUUUUGAGUGUAAAAAAUACUAUCCAAAACUAGCUUUGCCUAAGUUACAAUAUUUGCAGAACACAUUUUUUGUACUUCUUAUUUGUGACUAUUUUUUCUAUAAUAUUGACACCUAUUGGAAGAAAAUAAUUAGCUGUUUGAUUUAUUCACUGUUACUGCUUGACCCUGGAAAAAUACAAUUAUGUAAUAAUUACUUUCCUAAUUGAAUUAUUGAGGUGUUAGUACAAUGAAACGGAUGAUGUUU
This is a messenger RNA of Tribolium castaneum (red flour beetle), 1565 nucleotides long. RefSeq lists its product as uncharacterized. Gene Ontology annotation, biological process: conversion of methionyl-tRNA to N-formyl-methionyl-tRNA; biosynthetic process. The transcript has 4 exons. NCBI's taxonomy places the organism in Eukaryota, Metazoa, Arthropoda, Insecta, Coleoptera, Tenebrionidae. Bases 69 to 1091 code for a protein of 340 amino acids. The record is from RefSeq and is a predicted model, not a curated record. Gene Ontology annotation, molecular function: methionyl-tRNA formyltransferase activity. Gene Ontology annotation, cellular component: mitochondrion.